AUGAAGAUGUUUUCUGAGUCUCAUAAGACUGUGUUUGUGGUGGAUCACUGCCCGUACAUGGCGGAAUCCUGCAGGCAAAAUGUGGAGUUUGAUAUGUUGACGAAAAACCGCACCCAAGGAAUUAUCCCCCUGGCCCCCAUCUCCAAAUCUCUAUGGACAUGUGCAGUGGAAGCAUCUAUGGAAUAUUGCAGGAUCAUGUAUGAUAUAUUUCCGUUCCAGAAACUGGUGAAUUUCAUCGUCAGUGAUUCUGGAUCUCGGAUACUGAACUCAUGGAGUCAGGAAGAUCAGAACCUGCAAGAGUUAAUGGCAGCCUUAGCCACCAUUGGACCCCCAAACCCCCGCGCUGACCCUGAAUGUUGCAGCAUUCUGCAUGGACUGGUGGCCGCUGUAGAAGCGCUGUGUAAAGUUACAGAUUAUCAGCACACAUCCCGGGCUACAACGAUGGAGAGUGCAGAACACGUUGCGAACAGAGGGAGAAUAAUCUGUCUGACCAAUGCAAAGAGUGACAGUCAUGUCCAGAUGUUGGAGGAUUGUGUCAGUGAGACCAUUCAUGAACACAACAAGCUGGCGGCCAGAUCAGACCAUCUCAUGCAGAUCCAGAAAUGUGAACUAGUGCUGAUUCACACCUAUCCCGUCGGUGACGACAGCCUCGUGUCCGAUCGCUCCAAGAAAGAACUUUCCUCAGCUUUGUCCAGUGAGGUCCACAGCGUCCGUGCUGGCAGACAUCUUGCUACUAAACUAAACCAUCUGGUACAGCUCCACUUUGACCUGGCUUCCACCACUAUAACCAACAUUCCUAUGAAGGAAGAACAACAUGCCAACACCUCCGCCAACUACGACGUGGAGCUUCUUCACCACAAGGAGGCGCACGUAGAGUUUAUAAAAAGUGGAGACGGACAUGUCGGUAACAGUCGAGAAGCCACUCUUAAAGAGACAGUCACUUUAAAAUGGUGCACGCCAAGGACAAACAGUGUGGAGCUGCAUUAUUGUACCGGAGCAUUUCGAUCUCCCUGUAGAUGUGAACGCCGACCGUCAUCCUGCCUUACCAACUUCCUGCUAAAUGGUCGGUCGGUGCUGUUGGAGCAGCCGCGGAAGUCAGGAUCCAAAGUCAUUAGUCACAUGCUGAGCAGUCACGGAGGGGAAAUCUUCCUGCAUGUGCUCAGCAGCUCGCGCUCCAUACUAGAGGACCCCCCAAUCAAUAGUGAGGGCUGUGGAGGGAGAGUCACCGACUACAGGAUUACGGACUUUGGGGAGUUCAUGAGAGAGAACCGGCUCAUGCCUUUCCUAGAGACUCGCUAUAAGCUGGACGGUACGGUAGAGGUUCCCCUGGAGAGGGCAAAGAGCCAACUAGAGAGAUAUACCCGCUACUGGCCCAUGAUAAUCUCCCAGACCACCAUUUUCAACAUGCAGGCUGUGGUACCUCUUGCCAGCGUCAUUGUAAAGGAGACUCUUACUGAGGAAGACGUGCUAAACUGUCAGAAGACCAUCUACAAUCUAGUGGACAUGGAGAGGAAAAAUGAUCCCCUCCCUAUAUCUACUGCCGGAACCAGGGGGAAAGGACCAAAGAGGGACGAGCAGUAUCGGAUAAUGUGGAAUGAGCUGGAGACCUUGGUCCGGGCGCACAUCAACAGCUCAGACAGGCAUCAGCGGGUGAUGGAGUGUCUCCAAGCAUGUCGAAGUAAGCCUCCCGAGGAGGAAGAACGCAAGAAACGUGGCAGAAAGAGGGAAGACAAAGAAGAAAAGUCUGACAAAGGGGGAAAGGAUAACGACCAUGACAAGAAGUGGUCAGAGUCUGAGCGGAUGAAAUCUUCAAUAGACAGAGAAAAAGAGGAGCUGAUGGAGACUGAGGUGAUCAAGGACUCCCCUGAUUCACCGGAACCCCCCAAUAAGAAACCUCACAUAGUGGUGGAGGAUGUGGCACCGGUAGAGAAGUCCAAAGGCCCCAUGUCCCUGCUGUCUCUGUGGAGUAAUAGAAUAAAUACUGCAAAUUCCAGGAAGCAUGAAGAGUUUAUUGGGCGUCUGAACUCCGUCAAUAACAAGGCAGAAUUAUACCAGAACCUCAAGGAAGAGAAUGGAUCUGACGUUAUAGAGAAUGGGAAGACUGGCAGACAGUGAAGAGAAGACCCUCGACAUUCAUUGUGGGACGAUCAUGACUCCCUUGAUCUUACAGACUUUAUAAACUGAUUUUUACCCAUGUCGCCUCUUUAUAACAUUUUUUUCUAUGAAUUGUAAAUAUAAAGCGGAUCCUGGGAAGACUCUGCAUUAUCUUACCAUGUAGUGGAGGAAGGAAGAAAAAAAGGCCUUGUUUAUAUUGAAAUAUUAAAUUUGCUUUAAAAUCCAAAGGAAUAAUAAAGUUGUUUCAGACUUUU
Bufo bufo (common toad) is the source of this 2369-nucleotide messenger RNA. RefSeq names its product integrator complex subunit 13 (gene INTS13). The record is from RefSeq and is a predicted model, not a curated record. NCBI's taxonomy places the organism in Eukaryota, Metazoa, Chordata, Amphibia, Anura, Bufonidae. Gene Ontology annotation, cellular component: integrator complex. Gene Ontology annotation, biological process: centrosome localization; regulation of mitotic cell cycle.